Ichthyophthirius multifiliis is the source of this 823-nucleotide messenger RNA. RefSeq lists its product as hypothetical. Gene Ontology annotation, biological process: ribosomal subunit export from nucleus; maturation of LSU-rRNA; maturation of 5.8S rRNA. The transcript has 3 exons. Lineage: Eukaryota; Ciliophora; Oligohymenophorea; Hymenostomatida. Gene Ontology annotation, cellular component: nucleolus; cytosol; preribosome, large subunit precursor. Gene Ontology annotation, molecular function: ribosomal large subunit binding. The record is from RefSeq and is a predicted model, not a curated record.
AUGGCAAAUAGGUGUUAAUUCGAAAAUUCAAAUGAUAUUGGCGUUUUUAGUAAAUUAACUUCAGCUUAUUGUUUAGUUUCAAUAGGUGCAUCUGAAAACUUUUAUUCUGUAUUCGAAUCAGAAUUAUGUAGUCAUAUUCCUGUUAUACAUACAAGUGUAGGAGAUUCUAGAAUAAUAGGCAGACUUACAUGCGGAAAUAAAAACGGAUUAUUAGUUCCUAAUACAUGUAAUGAUACAGAAUUAAGACAUAUUAGAAAUUCAUUACCAGAUGAUAUAAAAGUAAGAAGAAUAGAAGAAAAGCUAAGUGCUUUAGGAAACUGUAUCGUUGCUAAUGACUAUGUAGCUCUUGUACACCCUGAUUUAGAUAAAGAAAGUGAAGAGAUCAUUGCAGAUACGUUAGGAGUAGAAGUUUUUAGAAUUACCAUAGCAAAUAAUGUUUUAGUAGGCACAUAUUGUGUAAUAAAUAAUAAAGGAGGGCUUGUUCAUCCUUUAGCAACUGUAGAAGAAUUAGAUGAACUUUCUAACUUAUUAUAAAUCCCUUUAUGUGCUGGAACUAUUAAUAGAGGAUCGGAUGUUAUUGGAGCUGGCUUAGUUGUUAAUGAUUGGGCAGCUUUUUGUGGAUUAGACACAACUUCAACAGAAAUUUCUGUAAUUGAAAAUAUAUUUAAAUUAAAUGAAUUUAAAAAUUUUGAUAGUAAUAAUUAGAUGAGAAAAAAUCUUGUUAUGGAUUUGGAAUGAAAAUAGUCUUUUUUAUCUUGAUAUUAAAUAUAUAUUUUAUUUUGCAUAUGUUUUUAAUAUUUUAUAAUUAAAUUAAUGUUUAUUG